Messenger RNA from Lytechinus variegatus (green sea urchin), 4501 nucleotides. RefSeq names its product vitamin K-dependent gamma-carboxylase-like (gene ggcx). The record is from RefSeq and is a predicted model, not a curated record. Gene Ontology annotation, molecular function: gamma-glutamyl carboxylase activity; vitamin binding. Bases 112 to 2382 code for a protein of 756 amino acids. NCBI's taxonomy places the organism in Eukaryota, Metazoa, Echinodermata, Echinoidea, Temnopleuroida, Toxopneustidae. The transcript has 16 exons. Gene Ontology annotation, biological process: peptidyl-glutamic acid carboxylation.
AGUAGAGAGGCAAUUGGUCGGGAUCCAACUUCGCAAAAGAAGAUCUACCCUGAUUGGACUCCAAAAAGAUUUCAGCAUUACUCAUCUCCUCUCACCAUCACUCAUCUCAGCAUGCCAACUAAAAGGAGACCUAAGUCAGCAAAAGGAACAGCGGAUAUGCCAGAUACCGGCAGGACCCCCUCGGCUUCUGGUGAUGCCCCCGCACCCAGACAAGCUGUUCCUACAUUAUCCCAGAAGGGGUGUAACACUACAAUGAAGAGCCUUCUUGGAUUUGAUAUCUCAGAUAUUAGUUCAUGGAGUUCCUUCGUAAAGCUCAUGAAUUCUCCUCAGGAUCCAGCAUCCAUUGCAGUAUGGAGAAUAUUAUUUGGCCUGGUUAUGAUGAUAGACAUACCACAAGAACGAGGUAUGGCAUACGCAGACUAUCGAUGGGGAGAUCCCAACGAAUGCCGCUUUCCGCUUUUCAAUGCUCUUAAACCGCUACCUGUUGAUUGGAUGUACGUGGUUUAUUUGACAAUGUAUAUAGGUGCAUUUGGUGUAUUUCUUGGAGCCUUUUAUCGUCUGAGCUGCCUCCUCUUCUGUAUCCCAUACUGGUAUAUCUUCUUCUUAGACAAGACAACAUGGAAUAAUCAUUCAUAUUUGUAUGGCCUGAUCAGUUUCCAGCUUAUCUUCAUGGAUGCAAAUCGGUUCUGGUCUGUUGAUGCCUUGCUGAAUCCAAAAAUAAGAAAUGCCAAUAUACCUCUCUGGAAUAUUGCUAUCAUUCGCUUCCAGAUCUUUGUGGUAUAUUUCUACGCUGGUCUAAAGAAAUUGGAUGCCGACUGGAUAGGAGGCUAUUCAAUGGAAUAUUUGUCAAAGCAUUGGAUAUUUGAACCAUUCAGGUUUAUGUUAACAGAUGAAGAGAUUGAUUACUUCAUCGUUCAUCUUGGUGGCCUCGUCUUGGAUCUAUCAUCAGGUUUCCUUCUUUUCUUUGAUGCUACUCGUCUCUUCGCUACUUUCUUCUGCUCCUCCUUUCAUAUCAUGAACUCACAGAUCUUCAGCAUAGGUAUGUUCCCCUAUGCCAUGCUAGCAUCAACGACUGUAUUCUUCUCUCCAUCUUGGCCGAGAUCAUUCUGUAGUGUACUCCCUAUCUACGUGAAAAAUAAUAUCCCAUCGGUCAGCUUCUCUGCUACCAUUCAGCCAAGUGAAAAUUGCAUCUAUCCUCCUCCAAAGAAAGAAAAUAAAAAGAAAAAUGACCCUUGCAGUGUCAAGAGGAACAGUAAAAUGAGCUGGAGACAUCAAUCAACAGUGAUAGGAUUAAUCAUCUAUGUAUGCAUCCAACUGUUCAUGCCUUACUCGCAUUUCAUUACAAAGGGAUAUAACAACUGGACCAAUGGUCUCUAUGGCUAUUCUUGGGAUAUGAUGGUUCAUUCCUGGCAUACUCAACAUGUUAAACUCAAAUAUAUUGAUGGAAAGACUGGUAACGAAGGCUAUUUAUCACCAGAUUAUUGGACAGAGAGCAAUCGAUGGGCGGGUCACAGUGAUAUGACUAAGCAGUAUGCCACAUGCAUCGCUCAUCAUCUCAAAGAUAUGGGUCUCUCUGAACCUCGGCUCUACAUGGAUGUAUGGAAAUCAAUGAAUGGGCGAUUCCAGCAACGGAUGUUCAACCCUAACGUGGAUCUGGUGAGGGCGAAUUGGUCCCCCUUCAGUGCCACGCCCUGGAUAAUGCCCCUCUUAACGGAGCUCUCUGAUUGGAGGAUUAAACUCACAGAGAUUGAAGAUCAGCUGGAUGAUGAACUCGAUAUUACUUUUGUAGCGGAUUUUCCUGGUUUAUAUCUUGAGAAUUUCAUAAGUGAAGAUCUUGGGAAUACAACCAUCCAGGUUCUUAGUGGUUCAGUCAUGGUGGAGUUGGUAGAAAGAAAACGAAACAUCACUCUUCACAUUGGAGAUCGGAUACAGUUGCCAGCAGGAGACUUCCAUAACGUGCACACAGUGUCGGACACCCCGUCCUGCUACAUGUAUGUAUUUGUGAAUACCACUGAGCAAGCCAUCGUACGCCAAGCAACAGACUUCUUUAAUAAGCAUGAGAUAGAAAUAGGGGACACUGAGACAUUGGAAAACACAAAUAUCGAUCCUAAAAUUUUUGAAGGAUUGUCAGAUGCAGUCAAAAUGCGUAUCUUGGAGAAAGUCAGUGCUAAGAUUGAAAAGAAUGAGCAAGCAAGUAGAACCAUCCCAGAGAAGGCCCAGAUAUUUCUGGAUAAAAAGAAACUGAUAUUUCACAGGACGAUUGUGAAGACUGUGCAAGCUCUAAAUCACAUUAUUCUUGGAGGAGAGUCUGUUGUUCUGAAUGAUCAUCACACCACAGACAGAACAGGACAAGACAAUCAGAAAACCCAUGUUGAACUUUGACAAUAAACUCAAAUUAAUGUGCAGAUAGUACCCGAGUUAUAGAUGUGCUUACUUAAAGAAAAAUUACGGAACCCAAAAAUUUCCUUAUAACAAAACACCUUGCUGUAUCCACGGACAUACUAAAUUCUAUUUUGUUGUUUGAGCCUGUAUUUUCCCCUUCUUUUUUAUAUUUUAAGUUGAUGUCUGAGUGCCAUUGGAUUUAUUAAUGACACACAUACCACUGCCCCCCCCCCUUCUUCUAGGACCCGGUAGGAUUUAUUCCUUGAAUGCUUUAGCACCUAUAUGGCGGCUCAGCUACAGCCAGGGUAAUAAUAUGAUAUGUAUUAAGCGCAGUAGAGUAUAUGCAAUUAUAGUAGCUGCGCUAUGUAAAUGGACCAUAUACACCGUUUUUACAUAUGAUCGGCUUUUGCAUCAGCUUUUUCGUAGCGUUUACCGUUAAACGCGAUUAUCUUGCAUCGGCUCUCAGUUCAGAAUCAGCAAUUUUGCACCACCAAAGUAGUAGGUUCAGAACCACGAGCCGAUUCAGAAUCGGCUUUUUUUACUACGUGUAAACAGAAAGCUGAUUCUGCAUCUGCAAUUUCAUUUACAUUACCAUUAUGACGUACUUCAAAGCGCACGGAUCCAGCUUUGUCUUUAUUAUGACAUAUAUUGUUGGUGCGCGGAUCAUUUCAGUUUUUUGACACGCGAGCCGAUGCAGCGUGUAAAUGCAGUGCAAGAUAAACCCAAAAGCCGAUUCUGCAUCGGCCUUUGGUUCAGAACCAAAAGCCGAUCACAUGUAAACAUGGUAAUUAUUGUAAUUAUUAGAAAUGGAACCAUUAUAUCAAUGGCCUCGAAUAGGAAAUAGAGUGAUCCUUUCAUAUAUGUUGAAGAAUAUAUUGUUCAUUUUUGUACACUUUACAUUUGACUAGUAUUUUCUGCCUCUGCCUUCUAUCCCAAUGAUAAUAAUAAUUUGAUAGUAAUUAUACUUGCUGAUAGAGCGCUAAUAAUACUUUAUCAGAAGUCUCCAAGUACUCUAGGUAAUGCAGCAAAAUUACCCUGGCUUUAGCAGAGCAUCUGUUACGCACACUGCAUUUCAAUGAAUAAAUUCCUACCAGGCACCCAUUCACCUCACCUGGGUUGAGUGCAAUCAGGGCAGCUCAAUAUGGGUAAAUUUCUUGCUGAAGGCAAACACACCAUGGCUUGGAAUCGAACCAACAUCCCUCAGAGUGAAAGAUGACAGCCAUAACCGCUACACCACGAUGCCCCCAACCACAAGGGUAGUGUAGUGUUAUAUUUGGUUUGGUGCUGCAGCUGGUGUUGGUAACACCAGCCGCAACAAAAUCAACAGAUUCUUGUAUAUUGGAAAAGUAGUUGCAAUCAAUGUGCUUCGAGUAGUAGCAGUAUUUUUGUUGAUCGUGUGCUAAGCACUGAUACGUGUACAUCGGGUACUGAGCAAUAGCUAUGUGUGCUUUAUAUCGCAUUCUAGGGACUCGAAAUAUGAAGAAAUUAAUCCUGAUAUACUCAAUGAAAUUUUAAAGGCUGAAUAUUUAAAAGAAUUUCAUUUUUUGGCCAUUUAAUUAUCUAUCCUCAUUAGUGACUGGCUGGAAUGCUCCUCGGGGAGUGAUGGAUGCGCAUAUGUAAGAGUCCGAUGACCGGGGUAAUAAUAAUCUGUAUGUUCUUAGAUAUGUACAAUUUAUGUCUUGAGGGCAUUUUUAAUAACCAAUUAGUAUUAUUCUAAUGUAAAGAAAUGAAUUUACAUUUUUAUUAUAUUUUUAGUAUAAACAUACUCUAAUUAAAACUCCAAGAAAGAUAUAGAAUAUUGGGUGAAUGUCUGCCGGUAAUAAUUGACUUUCAGUGUAGGCCUAUAGGUAGAUUGGCCCAAAAUUGUUUGUAGAUUAAUAGCCAAAUAAUAAUUUGUUUGAAUGAUCAUUGAUUUAAGUUAUGAGAACGUUUGUCAAAGUAACUUAAGACCUAAUCUGCCAGUAUUCUUGUAUCAUGUUAUUUAUUGUAUGUAGAUGCAUUUCAUUGUGUUAUGAAAAUUGGGUCAAAUUAGGGGAUUUUUUUUGAGGCAGCCAAAAUUUCAUAUACUUUCUCCAUGGAUGUAAAAAUUUGUGUUCACAAGUGAUCCUUUAUUUUGCAA